This is a messenger RNA of Juglans microcarpa x Juglans regia, 2607 nucleotides long. Its product is annotated as ABC transporter G family member 11-like. The coding region runs from base 233 to 2356 and encodes 707 amino acids. Gene Ontology annotation, cellular component: membrane. The record is from RefSeq and is a predicted model, not a curated record. Gene Ontology annotation, molecular function: ATP binding; ATP hydrolysis activity; ABC-type transporter activity. The transcript is spliced from 11 exons. NCBI's taxonomy places the organism in Eukaryota, Viridiplantae, Streptophyta, Magnoliopsida, Fagales, Juglandaceae.
UUUGUACGUUUCUUUAAUUUGUCUUUUGCUUUUCAGAUAACGAAACAAAUUUGCCUGAUGAUCUUUCAGCUGCUGAGUUUUUGAGGAUCCAAUCGAGACUCAUGGCGAUUAUAUAAUCUCUAGUACACUCCUUGAUCAGACACGAAGAAAAAGAAAAAGGAAAUGCUUCUUCUUGUCUGUUUGUCACGCCAAAAAGCAAGCCUUCAAAAGGGAAGAUUAAUAUUUGAGAGAGAUGGCCGAGAGAGUGAAAAACUCUGCAGCAAAUCAUGUAGUGAUGGAGAUAGAGCCAAACAGACCAGUAGUAGUAACGGGCUUGAGCACUCUGAGUGAGACUCUUUGGAGGGACAAGGCUAAGACAGAAUUCGUGGGGGAUGUGUCGGCGAGGCUGACAUGGAAGGACCUGACUGUGAUGGUCACUCUCAACAAUGGUGAGAGCCAGAAGGUGUUGGAAGGGCUCACUGGUUAUGCAGAGCCUGGAACCCUAACUGCACUCAUGGGACCCUCUGGCUCGGGCAAAUCUACACUGCUUGAUGCUCUUUCAAGCCGUCUUGCAGCCAAUGCUUUCCUUUCUGGUACCAUUCUCCUCAAUGGUCACAAAACUAAGCUCUCUUUUGGGACUGCUGCCUAUGUAACCCAAGAUGAGAAUCUGAUCGGAACUCUAACAGUACGGGAGACAAUCUCAUACUCAGCUCAACUACGGCUGCCGGAUAAAAUGCCAUGGUCGGAGAAACAAGCACUGGUUGAGGGUACCAUUAUUGAGAUGGGUCUCCAAGAUUGCGCCGACACCGUAAUCGGAAACUGGCAUUUGCGAGGAAUCAGUGGAGGAGAAAGGAGAAGGGUUAGCAUUGCCCUUGAGAUCUUGAUGAGACCCAGAUUGCUCUUCUUGGAUGAGCCAACUAGCGGACUUGACAGUGCUUCUGCUUUCUUUGUAACGCAAACAUUACAUGGUCUAUCAAGGGAUGGGAGGACUGUCAUAGCCUCUAUUCACCAGCCAAGCAGUGAGGUAUUCCAACUAUUUGAUCGAUUAUACUUGCUUUCGGGGGGGAAAACUGUUUAUUUUGGCGAGGCUUCCGAAGCAUAUGAGUUCUUUGGACAAGCUGGGUUCCCCUGCCCUGCUUUAAGGAACCCUUCUGAUCAUUUUCUUAGGUACAUCAAUUCUGACUUUGAUAAAAUUAAGGCCACUCUAAAAGGAUCCAUGAAAUUGCGGUUUGAGGCAAGUGAUGAUCCACUUGAGAAGAUUACCACAGCUGAAGCUAUUCGAAUCCUCAUUGACUCCUACUGCACUUCUCAGUACUGCUAUGCAGUGAGGGAGAAAGUUGAGGAGAUAUCCAAAUUCAAAGGAACUGUGCUGGAUUCAGGAGGUAGUCAGGCUAGUUUCCAGAUGCAAGCCUUGACCUUGACCAAGCGUUCAUUUGUCAACAUGUCAAGGGACUUUGGGUAUUACUGGCUUAGGCUUCUAAUAUACAUUGUAGUCACUAUCUGCAUUGCGACCAUCUAUUUCAAUGUCGGAACGGGUUACACUUCGAUUCUGGCAAGGGGAUCAUGUGCAUCAUUUGUAUUUGGUUUUGUAACAUUCCUGUCAAUCGGCGGGUUUCCUUCAUUCGUUGAAGAUAUGAAGGUUUUCCAGAGAGAGAGGCUGAAUGGCCACUAUGGUGUGGCUUCAUAUGUCAUUGGCAACACACUCUCUGCAAUGCCCUUCCUGAUAUUGAUAGCCUUCCUCUCUGGAACUAUUUGUUACUUCAUGGUCCACCUGCACCCGGGAUUUGAACAUUAUAUAUUCUUUGUUCUAUGCCUUUUUGCAAGUGUCACAGUAGUUGAGAGCCUGAUGAUGGCCAUAGCCAGUAUUGUCCCCAACUUCCUCAUGGGAAUCAUCAUCGGGGCUGGAAUUCAGGGUAUAUUCAUGCUAGUCUCUGGGUUCUUCAGGCUCCCAAAUGACAUCCCAAAGCCUGUGUGGCGCUACCCCAUGUCAUACAUCAGCUUCCAUUCCUGGGCUGUGCAGGGACAAUACCAGAAUGAUUUCAAGGGCUUGUUUUUUGACAACCAAAUAUUGGAUCUUCCUAAGAUAUCUGGAGAGUACAUCUUGGAAAAUGUGUACCAGAUUAACGUUCAUCGAUCGAAAUGGGUGGAUCUUGGUGUCAUCUUCAGCAUGAUAGCCAUUUAUCGCAUCCUCUUCUUCAUGUUGAUCAAAAUUAGUGAGGAUGUGACACCUUGGAUCAGAGGUUACAUGGCCAGAAGAAGAAUGCAACAGAAGAAUGACAAUCAAGAUGCAACAACAACUUCCAAUGGUCUCACCAAAUCUCCUUCUCUGAGAACAUAUGUGAAUAAUCGUACAAGUGAAACUGGUAAAAGUAGAUAAGAGACAAGAGUACUGGCCGGUACACUAAAUACAACGGAAUGAAGAUUAAUCUCACUACCAAGCUUUGUCAAGUAAUGUAGCAAGUGGUUUGAGACAUAAUUCUAUCCAUCUUUAGACCUUUUUUUCCCUUCCAUUCUAUGUACAAUACCCAUUUGUAGCUAUCUAAACUUUCUAUGUUUAUCUUCAUGCUAGUAACAGCUAUUGACAGAAAAUUGCUCAGAUUCUAUAUAAUUGACUGCCUCGUUUGGAUA